AUGCCUGCUCCUACCAACCCCAUUGCGAACGCGAAACGCGGCUCUCGGAAACGUGAAAACCCACAGGAGAUUCAAAUGAUGAAGCAGCGCGUGAAGGAGAUGGAGGAAGAGGCCGCGAAGCUGCGUGAGCUGCAGGAGCAGGCGGAGAAGGAGCAGUCCCAAAGCGGCCCGAUGGACGUGGAUGACCCAACGGCAGCGGACAGCAGAAGCGUAUACGUUGGCAACGUUGACUACGGCGCCACGCCGGAAGAAAUACAAGCACACUUCCAAGCAUGCGGCGUCAUCAACCGGGUGACCAUUCUUUGCGACAAAUUCACUGGCCAUCCUAAAGGCUAUGCAUAUGUCGAAUUCUCAGAGCCAGAACAUGUGGACGCUGCGGUGGCGCUUGACAACUCCUUGUUCCGUGGGCGGUUGUUGAAGGUGACCGCCAAGCGUACGAACAUCCCUGGUUACAACCGAGGCCGCGGUCGCGGCCGUGGUGGAUAUCGAGGAGGCUUCCGCGGCGGAUACCAAGGGUAUACCCCGUAUGGCCGGGGCCGUGGACGGUAUGUGGCGAUGCUCGAUCUUUGGUGGUUCUUAAGCUGA
Molecule: messenger RNA, 585 nt
Organism: Punctularia strigosozonata HHB-11173 SS5
Lineage: Eukaryota; Fungi; Basidiomycota; Agaricomycetes; Corticiales; Punctulariaceae
Product: RNA-binding domain-containing protein
Exons: 3
Coding region: 1-585 (194 amino acids)
Molecular function (GO): RNA binding
Source: RefSeq, a predicted model, not a curated record